Molecule: messenger RNA, 2505 nt
Organism: Puma concolor (puma)
Lineage: Eukaryota; Metazoa; Chordata; Mammalia; Carnivora; Felidae
Source: RefSeq, a predicted model, not a curated record
UUACAGUUCCCCGAAUGUGGUUUCUAUGGAAUGUAUGAUAAGAUCCUGCUUUUUCGCCACGACCCUACCUCUGAAAACAUCCUUCAGCUGGUGAAAACGGCUAGCGAUAUCCAGGAAGGCGAUCUAAUUGAAGUUGUCUUGUCAGCUUCUGCCACCUUUGAAGACUUUCAAAUUCGUCCCCACGCUCUUUUUGUUCACUCGUAUAGAGCUCCGGCUUUCUGUGAUCACUGUGGAGAAAUGCUGUGGGGUUUGGUGCGUCAAGGCCUUAAAUGCGAAGGAUGCGGACUGAAUUACCAUAAGAGAUGUGCAUUUAAAAUCCCCAACAAUUGCAGUGGCGUGAGAAGGAGAAGGCUCUCGAAUGUUUCUCUCACUGGGCUCAGCACCAUCCGCACAGCAUCUGCUGAGCUCUCCACCAGUGCCCCUGACGAGCCCCUCCUGUCUCCUGUGAGUCCUGGCUUUGAGCAAAAGUCACCAUCAGAGUCAUUUAUUGGUCGAGAAAAGAGGUCAAAUUCUCAGUCAUAUAUUGGACGACCAAUUCAGCUCGACAAGAUUUUGAUGUCUAAAGUGAAAGUGCCACACACAUUCGUCAUCCACUCCUACACCAGGCCCACGGUGUGCCAGUACUGCAAGAAGCUUCUCAAGGGGCUUUUUAGGCAGGGCCUGCAAUGCAAAGACUGCAGAUUCAACUGUCACAAACGUUGUGCAUCCAAAGUACCAAACAACUGCCUCGGCGAAGUGACCAUUAAUGGAGAUUUGCUUAGCCCUGGGGCAGAGUCUGAUGUGGUCAUGGAAGAAGGGAGUGAUGACAAUGACAGUGAAAGGAACAGUGGGCUCAUGGAUGACAUGGAAGAAGCAAUGGUUCAAGACACCGAGGUGGUGAUGGCAGAGUGUCAGAAUGACAGCGGGGAAAUGCAGGACCCAGACCCAGACCCAGAGGAGUCCAACAGAACUAUCAGUCCAUCAACAAGCAACAAUAUCCCGCUCAUGAGAGUCGUGCAGUCUGUCAAACACACAAAGAGGAAAAGCAGCACAGUGAUGAAAGAAGGCUGGAUGGUCCACUAUACCAGCAAAGACACACUGCGGAAACGACACUAUUGGAGACUGGAUAGCAAAUGUAUUACCCUCUUUCAAAAUGACACAGGAAGCAGGUACUAUAAGGAAAUCCCCUUAUCAGAAAUUUUAUCUCUGGAACCAGCAAAACCUUCAGCUUUAAUUCCUAAUGGGGCCAAUCCUCAUUGCUUUGAGAUCACUACAGCAAAUGUAGUGUAUUACGUGGGAGAAAAUGUGGUCAAUCCUUCCAGCCCACCACCAAAUAGCAGUGUCCUCACCAGUGGCGUUGGCGUCGAUGUGGCCAGGAUGUGGGAGAUGGCCAUCCAGCAUGCUCUCAUGCCUGUCAUACCCAAGGGCUCGACUGUAGGUUCAGGAACCAACUCGCACAGAGAGAUUUCUGUGAGUAUUUCAGUAUCAAAUUGCCAGAUUCAAGAAAAUGUGGACAUCAGCACAGUAUAUCAAAUUUUUCCUGAUGAAGUACUGGGUUCUGGGCAAUUUGGAAUUGUUUACGGAGGAAAACAUCGUAAAACAGGAAGAGACGUAGCUAUUAAAAUCAUUGACAAAUUAAGAUUUCCAACCAAACAAGAAAGCCAGCUUCGUAAUGAGGUUGCAAUUCUACAGAACCUUCAUCACCCUGGUGUUGUAAAUUUGGAGUGUAUGUUUGAGACGCCUGAAAGAGUGUUUGUUGUUAUGGAAAAACUCCAUGGAGACAUGCUGGAGAUGAUCUUGUCAAGUGAAAAGGGCAGGUUGCCAGAACACAUAACGAAGUUUUUAAUUACUCAGAUACUUGUGGCUUUGCGGCAUCUUCACUUUAAAAAUAUCGUUCACUGUGACCUCAAACCAGAAAACGUGUUGCUAGCCUCGGCCGAUCCUUUCCCCCAGGUGAAACUUUGCGACUUUGGUUUUGCCCGGAUCAUUGGAGAAAAGUCUUUCCGGAGGUCAGUGGUGGGUACCCCAGCUUACCUGGCUCCUGAGGUUCUAAGGAACAAGGGCUAUAAUCGCUCUCUAGACAUGUGGUCUGUUGGAGUCAUCAUCUAUGUAAGCCUAAGUGGCACAUUCCCAUUUAAUGAAGAUGAAGACAUACAUGACCAAAUCCAGAACGCAGCUUUCAUGUAUCCACCAAAUCCCUGGAAGGAAAUCUCUCAUGAAGCCAUUGAUCUUAUCAAUAACUUGCUGCAAGUAAAAAUGAGAAAGCGCUAUAGCGUGGAUAAGACCUUGAGUCACCCUUGGCUACAGGAUUAUCAGACCUGGUUAGAUUUGCGAGAGCUUGAGUGCAAAAUCGGGGAACGCUACAUCACCCACGAAAGUGACGACCUGCGGUGGGAGCAGUACGCUGGCGAGCAGGGGCUGCAGUACCCUGAGCACCUGAUCAAUCCCAGUGCUAGCCACAGUGACAGUCCUGACGCUGAAGAAACAGAGAUGAAAGCCCUCAGUGAGCGUGUCAGCAUCCUCUGA